AUGUUGAAGACUCAGUUGCAUGCAAGAAUUCAGGUUCUUCGUUCUGACAAUGGCAGAGAAUUUCUCAACCAUGAUCUUAACAAGUUCUUACAAGAUCAUGGCAUCAUACAUCAACGCUCAUGCCCUUACACUCCCCAACAGAAUGGGGUGACUGAAACAAAGAACAGACACUUAUUGGAAGUAGUUUGUGCCUCUCUCUUUGGUGCCAUUAUGCCACGAUCUUUUUGGGGCGAAACCGUCGUCUAUGCAGCAUACGUCAUCAAUCGGAUUCCCUCUAGUAUCCUAAAUUUCCAAACACCACUUCAAACACUUCACCACCAUAUCCAAACACCUCCCACCCCAAACCUGGAACCCCAAAUUUUCGGAUGUGUUAUAUUUGUCCACUUACAAGAUCACCAACGAAGCAAAUUGGAUGCCCGAGCUAAAAAGUGUGUUUUCAAUGGCUAUGCACCUCAUCAGAAAGGAUAA
Prunus armeniaca (apricot) is the source of this 468-nucleotide messenger RNA. The record is from the annotation of a GenBank genome assembly. NCBI's taxonomy places the organism in Eukaryota, Viridiplantae, Streptophyta, Magnoliopsida, Rosales, Rosaceae.